GCACCAUUAAAAAAUGGUUCACGCCUCUGAAGUCUUGAUGUUUUCGGUAAAACUACUACAUUUGGCUGGCGCAGCACAAUUGUACGAUCUAAAGCAGGGGAAAGAGAGAUAGAGAGAGAGUAGAGGUAGGAACUGAGAGGCUUUCUUGAGGCAUCUGGGCGAGGUCGAAGUUCAUCAUCGAUCGAAGCAAAUGAGUAAAGGGAGGAGGUGGCCGUUUCGCCAUUAAUGGCCUGUUUCGGCCGAAACAGGAAAGGAAACAGGGAAGCAAAAGGCAAAAAGGAAGAAGGAAAAGGUGGGGAAUUAAUACUAUUUGAUGGCAAACGAAGGGAGUUCCGGCGGCCAUGGCUACCAGCAGCAUAUUUCCUUCGCCAUGAUUCAUCAUCCUUCUUCUUCCUCCUCAUCCAUGCACGAAAGCUUUAUGAGAAGCAAGGAGAGUAGUGGAGCUUAUGACUUGGGAGAGCUGGAUCAAGCUUUGUUCAUGUACUUAGAUGGGCAGGAUCACUCAGCGCAAGAACAAAGACAGACUCUGAACAUUUUCCCUUCUCAACCUAUGCACGUAGAGCCACCCUCCAAUUACAAGGGAGGAGGAGGAGGAAUAAGUUUGGCAUCUCCAUCAAGCAGUGGCUCCAAGAAGUCUAACUCAGAGCAGGCCAUGGAGUUGGCCAGCUCCAAAAAAGACCCUCCGACAGCGAUCAAGAAGGAAGGAAUUAACAGAAGGGGAACAACUGGUGCAGAUCAUCAAGAAGUAGGGCCUAAGACACCAGACCCUAAAAUCUUGAGAAGGCUGGCUCAGAAUAGAGAGGCGGCAAGGAAAAGCCGGCUGAGGAAGAAGGCUUAUAUUCAACAACUAGAGACGAGUAGGAUCAAGCUUACUCAGCUAGAGCAAGAGCUUCAAAGAGCCAGAUCACAAGGAUUAGUAUACGGCGGCGGAGCUCUCCUCGGCGAUCAGGGAUUCCCCGCCGGCGCCGGUGGGAUUAGCUCAGAUGCGGCGUCGAUAUUUGACGUGGAGUACGGGAGGUGGGUGGAGGAGCACCACCGGCUGAUGAUGGAGCUGCGGGCGGCGGUGCAGGAGCACCCGCCGGAGAACAGGCUGCGGAUGUUCGUGGACAGCUGCGUGGCGCACUACGACCAGAUGAUGAGCCUGAAGCACAUGGUGAUCAAGACCGACGUGUUCCACCUCCUCUCCGGCACCUGGCUCACCCCCGCCGAACGCUGCUUCAUGUGGAUGGGCGGUUUCCGGCCAUCCGACCUCCUCAAGAUGCCGUUGAGCCACAUCGAGCCACUGACGGAGCAGCAGCUGCUGGCCGUGUGCGGAUUGCAGCAGUCGACACAAGAGGCGGAGGAAGCACUCAGCCAAGGCCACGACGCCCUGAACCAGUCCCUGCUGGACGCCAUCACCGCCGACGCGCUGAACUGCACGUCCGACGUGGCCAACUACUUCGGCCAGAUGGCCGUCGCCAUGAACAAGCUCACCGCCUUAGAAGGAUUCAUUCGACAAGCGGAUAACCUGAGACAGCAAACGCUUCACCGGCUUUACCAGAUACUGACGACGAGGCAGAUGGCGCGGUGCUUGCUGGCCAUCGCCGAGUACUUCCACCGUCUCCGUGCACUCAGCUCCCUUUGGGUAGCUCGGCCAAGACAGGAGUGACCAGUCGUUCCUUCCACGAGAGGAGUCAUCGAUCAAAGCUAGCUACCUAGCUAGCUAUUUCUUGGCAUGCAUAACAUGCGGUCAUGCAUACGCCUAAAAUACUGCCUGAGUGCGUAUAUCUAUUGGACACGGAGAGAAGAAUAGAGAUCCAUUUUCUGUAUUGUUUGAUCAUUGAGUGAUGUAUAGAAGGGGUAUAAUAUAGUGGACUAGAAUCUAAAGCUAGAUGAUGCGGUGAUGAGGGCCUCAUCAUGCGAAGGAUAGC
This is a messenger RNA of Zingiber officinale, 1910 nucleotides long. Its product is annotated as bZIP transcription factor TGA10-like. Gene Ontology annotation, molecular function: DNA-binding transcription factor activity; sequence-specific DNA binding. The transcript is spliced from 11 exons. The record is from RefSeq and is a predicted model, not a curated record. NCBI's taxonomy places the organism in Eukaryota, Viridiplantae, Streptophyta, Magnoliopsida, Zingiberales, Zingiberaceae. Bases 314 to 1648 code for a protein of 444 amino acids. Gene Ontology annotation, biological process: regulation of DNA-templated transcription; DNA-templated transcription.